AUGAAUACCACGUCUUUACUUGUUCAGGCUCUGAAACCGGCCCCGUUUGUUCCUCCGGACCUCAUUGUUACAGGCUACAUGAGAACCGUUAUAGAAAUCGCUUUCGACCUUUGCAUCUGUGCCACUCUCUGUCUCGUUGGCGUGGUGACAAACAUCCUUGACCUUGCCGUGUUCGCCAGGCAGGGUUACAAGACGACGGUCAACAUAUCCAUGUCUUUCAUCGCAUUCUUUGACCUGGUCAAGUCCUUGUCGGGCCUCGCCCACCGACUCUACGGUCCUCUGCUGCUCUACGAUGCAGCUCUGGCCAAGACGUGGGAGAACUACACGCGCGGCAGCCUCGCUUUCGUCCAGACGUUCGCCGUGUACACGUGCAGCGUGCUGGCGGGCUACGUGGCGGUGGAGAGAUGCCUUUGCGUGCUCAUUCCCUUCAGCGUGAAAACCCUGCUCACGCCAAGGGUCACGUGGGUAGCCAUGGCUACCAUCUCCAUCGUGACCAACGGCUCCUUUUGGGUGGUCUACGCCUUCUACGACUACGGGUGGGACUGGAGCCCGACCUUCAACGCCACCAUAGGAAUCUUCAAGUACAGCGAGUUCUACUGGCGUAACCUUGACCUCGUGGUGACCUACUACAACAUCAUGGGCAUCGUCUGGCCGUUCACGAGCCUCGUUAUCAUAUUCGUCAGCACCGUGGUCAUUACCUACCAGCUUCGGAAAUCCUCCCAAUUCCGGAACACCAGCAAAGCGACUUCCAAGAUUCCUCUAAACGCUUACAGCACCAAUGCGGAGAAGAAUGAAAGCAUUAUGGGUGAGUCCAACACUUCCAGGCUGAGCCCCAGAGACAAGCAAGUAGUCAAAAUGCUUCUGGCCAUAAUCAUCAUCUACAUCAUAGCGCUCCUGCCUAGAAUCAUACUGUUUAUCGCCAAGUGCUUCGAACCCGAGCUGUAUUUCUUCAAGAAGUACCACAACUUGUUCUUCGUGCUGGCCUACUCCCUCUUCAUCCUGGACUUCAUCAACUCCACGGUCAACUUCUUUAUCUACAUCGCGAUGAGCUCACAGUUCAGAGCCACCCUCAUGGACAUGUUUAGACCAAACAGUUCAAAACGAAUUCACUCCCUAGCUUGA
Molecule: messenger RNA, 1122 nt
Organism: Biomphalaria glabrata
Lineage: Eukaryota; Metazoa; Mollusca; Gastropoda; Planorbidae
Exons: 1
Coding region: 1-1122 (373 amino acids)
Biological process (GO): G protein-coupled receptor signaling pathway
Cellular component (GO): membrane
Molecular function (GO): G protein-coupled peptide receptor activity
Source: RefSeq, a predicted model, not a curated record